Lichtheimia ornata is the source of this 1293-nucleotide messenger RNA. RefSeq lists its product as uncharacterized. The record is from RefSeq and is a predicted model, not a curated record. The coding region runs from base 1 to 1293 and encodes 430 amino acids. Gene Ontology annotation, cellular component: membrane. The transcript has 7 exons. Gene Ontology annotation, biological process: molybdate ion transport. Lineage: Eukaryota; Fungi; Mucoromycota; Mucoromycetes; Mucorales; Lichtheimiaceae. Gene Ontology annotation, molecular function: molybdate ion transmembrane transporter activity.
AUGACUUUGGAAUUCUUUAACGCUGAUGCUUCUGGCAAUGAGGAGCGUCGUCUCAAGGCUCUUCAAUACAAAUACCUUUCAGUCUAUGUUAUCAUCCAAGGGGCGGAUUGGUUACAAGGACCCUAUCUCUACAAACUCUAUCAAUCCUAUGGAUUUGAGCUGGUGCAAAUCGCCUUUUUGUUCUUGACAGGAUUUGUCAGUGGUGCGUUGGGUGGUACGGCCGUGGGUAGUCUUGCCGAUUCAUGGGGACGACGGAGGAUUUGUAUCGUCUUUUGUGCUACGUUGAUCCUUUCAUUGUUAUUGCGAUUGGGUCCCAGUUAUCCACUCCUUGUCCUAUCACAUAUUUUAUCUGGGAUGGCAGCAUCAAUGCAAUUCAGUGUGGUGGAAGCUUGGUAUGUGGCAGAGCAUUCUGCACGUGGAAUCCCAGCCGAUUGGAUGUCACGCACUUUUGCCAAGGCUACAUUUCUCAACGGCUUGGUCGCAAUUAUCGCUGGCAUUGUAGCCAACGCUGUCGUCGAUAUCUGGGGCUUCACUGCACCUUUCAUUCUCGCUAUACUACUCGCUAUAGGAGCAGGUGUAUUGAUCACUUCAACUUGGUCUGAAAAUUAUGGCGAAGCUAAUAGUAACCAAGCACGUUUAUCACGUACAUUGAUGGAUGGAUUGAAGACCUUAUGGAAUGAUUCCAAUAUCCUUAUCUUGGGAGCCGCGCAAACCGUGUUUGAAUGUGCCAUGUAUAUCUUUGUGCUAUUGUAUACACCUGCUAUUGAGACUGCAGCCUCUAUUCAUGCACAUCGAGGAGGCGAUAGCGUCACCCAAGAAGAUCAAGAAAUUCCAUUUGGAUACCUUUUCUCGACAAUGAUGUUCGCUGUCAUGAUGGGAUCAAUCACUUUUCAAAAGCUUGAGCAAAAAGGAUUAUCCUGGUGUAGUAAGGAUAGGCUUUUGAUCCUGGCACUCACACUCGCCGGUGGAGCAUUUACAGCCAUGGUGUAUGAUAACUCAACUUCGCUACCGAUACUUGUGAUAAGCUAUCAUGUGUUUGAAUUUACUACUGGGAUGUAUUUCCCAUCCAUUUCUUCCCUGAAGGCUGAGGUGAUUCCCGAGGAGACACGUGCUGCGAUAAUGACACUGCUCAGAAUCCCAAUGAACUUUGGCGUUGGUGUAAUCAUGUGGCAUGCCGAUCGUUUAUCCACCUCAACAAUGUUUGCUAUCUGCUCAUUGAUGACACUUUCAGGGGCACUGCUCGUUUUAUUCAAGUUCAAAAGCAAACAAAUGUAUCAACAACCACCAGAGUAA